GGACGAACGGGGUCCAGCCCAUCCAGCAUCAAGAGACCAGCCAAGGUCGAGCGUAGUCAUUCGCGAAAUUUUCCCUUUGACGGUUGGAAUUAACGUGAUAUUUGUCUAAUCGAGUUUAUUCAUUAUUUCUAUUGACUUUCUCAUCGAGAAAUGAAAAUUCUAAUAUUGUUAUUGGCGUUGGCGGUGGGUUUGGAGGCCGCUAGAACAGGAAGAGGCAGAGGAAGAGGAAGAGUGCGAUAUGGGGGCAGACAGCUACCCUUUUCCAAUCAGCCUGAGACAUCAGUAACCGAAAAUACGUGGGACCGAGCGGACAUUCAGAAACUGGACCCACGCACCGAAUCAUGGCAGACUGAUUUAGAGACAGAUAGUGUUGCAUUGACAAAUCCGGUGGAGACAGUUCCGCCAACGGAGUCAUUUAUCCCGAAUGGGGCACGACAGUAUCCGGGCUUUCCGGGUGGUGACGGAGAAUUUCCACAGCCUAUUCCACCGCAGUUUCCAUCGAAUCCUAACCAGCCUGGGCAGCCUGGACAGGGGGGACAGCCAGGAGUGCCUGGGCAGCCUGGAUUGCCAGGCCAAGGAUGGCAGCCGGGACAACCUGGGCAACCUGGACAGUCUGGACAGCAGCCAGGAUUUCCUGGACAACCUGGACAACCCGGGCAACCUGGACAGCAGCCAGGAUUUCCUGGACAACCCGGCCAGCCAGGAUUUCCCGGACAGCCUGGCCAGCCAGGAUUCCCUGGACAGCCUGGUCAGCCAGGAUUUCCAGGACAGCCUGGUCAGCCAGGUAUUCCUGGACAGCAGCCAGGAUUUCCCGGACAGCCUGGACAGCCUGGACAACCGGGGCAGCCAGGAUUCCCUGGACAGCCUGGGCAACCUGGACAGCCAGGAAUUCCUGGACAACCCGGGCAACCUUCACAACCGGGGAUCCCCGGACAGCCAGGCCAACCUGGACAAGAAUGGCAACAGCCUGGACAGCCAGGAAUUCCCGGACAGCCUUCAUUACCAGGACAGGGUGGACAACAGCCAGGGAUCCCUGGACAACCGGGUCAGCCUGGCCAGCCCGGACAAGGAUGGCAACAACCUGGACAACCUGGACAGCCCGGGCAACCUGGACAACCUGGUCAGGGUGGACAGCAGCCAGGAAUUCCUGGACAACCGGGUCAACCUGGCCUGCCAGGACAAGGAUGGCAACAACCUGGACAACCCGGACAGCCUGGGCAACCCGGACAACCUGGUCAGGGUGGACAGCAGCCAGGAAUUCCAGGACAACCAGGCCAGCCUGGACAACCAGGCCAGCCUGGACAACCCGGUCGUCCAGACAGACCUCAACGUCCGAUUCCCGCUCCCGGUUGUCCCGCAGCUCGCGGCCAAUUUCCAAGCCCAAAAAGCUGUUCGAUCUAUCUGAAUUGCUGGGACGAGACUGUAAUUGAACAGGAGUGCCCCAACAAUCUUCUAUUCAACGAGAAGGUCGGGUACUGCGACUUUGAGCAAAACGUCAACUGUGGAAAUAGACCUGGACCUACACCAAAACCACCACUGGCACCGGGUUCCCGCAGAUGUCCAGAUCCAAGCGGCCGCUACAGAAGCCCAACAAACUGUUCAGAAUUCUACGUGUGUCUCUCUGGCAGUCCAAUCAAGUUCAACUGUCCUCAAGGACUUGUCUACAAUGACGCCUUCGGGGUUUGCGAUUACCCUUAUAACGUAGAUUGUCAAGGAGCUGCCACCCCCAGACCCCCUCCGGCAGUAACCCCCGAGCCAGAAAUCCCCAUUGGAGGUUCGUCUGGAGUUUCCAAUCCAGGUGGGUCCUCACCAGGAGGUGCAAGCCCAGGAGGAUCUUCUCCAGGAGGUUCCAAUCCAGGCUCCCCAGGCUCUCCCCAGCCUCCCGACCAGUCUCGCCCCCAACCGCCCGCCGUCACCUUCCCACCAGGUCCCUACCCCCAGCCCCAAUGGGGCUUCCGAACCCAGCCUGAUCCCUGGCAUCAACGUCCCACUGCGAGUCAAAUUGAACUGGAGAACCAACAGACCCUCUACAAUGAUCCCAGUGCCCUGGAGGGCUCGACUGAGGCACCUACUGUGAUCAAUCCAUGGGGUACCAUGCACACCAUCCCCGCGGAGCUGAUGAAGCUACCAUGUGAGACAGGGAAAGUACAUCGACUUGAUGAAGCUUGCACCAGUGUCGUUGUCUGUAAAAACAGCCGACCUCAGCUGAUUCAGUGCGAUGAGGGUCUGAGCUAUGACAGACCGUCCGACUCCUGCAGACACUUCACCUUAGCUAAAUGCUAAAAUUCAUCUAGAUUCGAAUCAUCCGCUUGCCGCCAUCCUCCAACACUCUAGACAUAUAUCUUAGUGAAUAUAGUAUUAAGUCUAUAAUUAAUAAUUUAAAUUUCACCCUCAACCGCGAGUCACUCUUCUGCAGUUGGUAAACAAGAGAUCGCGAGGAUAUUUCGUGACUGUUCCACGAGGGAACAGCACCGAGCGGAGUUGCCAUUUUGCUUAAGUAGAAAAGGCCCCUGUUCCGCAGCAAGUAGAGCAAGACAAAUGGGCCACGUGUCUGACCAAAAAGGACAAUGAAAUUUUUAGAAAUCAUCACGAUUACCUCCUGGAACAGGAAUUGUCUCUUCACUACUGACUGGAACCACACAUUCUCUAUUUUGAAUUCGUUUCUGUGUCACUUUCCCUUUCAUCCUAGCUGGAAACGACUUUUAUAGUCGAUGAGAAUUCUUUGAAUAAAAAUAUUACAAAUUUAA
Molecule: messenger RNA, 2747 nt
Organism: Diachasmimorpha longicaudata
Lineage: Eukaryota; Metazoa; Arthropoda; Insecta; Hymenoptera; Braconidae
Product: collagen alpha-5(IV) chain-like
Exons: 5
Coding region: 151-2283 (710 amino acids)
Biological process (GO): extracellular matrix organization
Cellular component (GO): extracellular region
Molecular function (GO): chitin binding; extracellular matrix structural constituent conferring tensile strength
Source: RefSeq, a predicted model, not a curated record